Messenger RNA from Thyridium curvatum, 1512 nucleotides. RefSeq lists its product as uncharacterized. Bases 1 to 1512 code for a protein of 503 amino acids. Lineage: Eukaryota; Fungi; Ascomycota; Sordariomycetes; Thyridiales; Thyridiaceae. The transcript is spliced from 3 exons. The record is from RefSeq and is a predicted model, not a curated record.
AUGCAGAAGUCUUACCGCCGUAGUCUGCCACCGAACGCUGGGUGGGCGCGAAGGGAUGAUGCUCAAAGAUGCAUCACUCGUUGCGGUGAGGCCUUCCUCCGGACAUUCGAAGCAGAGCCCGACAAGUAUUUUGAAAAUAUCUGCCUUGCUCUUACGACAGGGAAGCCAAACAUGAAGUUUUGGCCGUUGUAUUGGUGCGACUCGUCUUAUUGUGGCGUCGCGAUUGAUCAACAAGUGCCAGGCGGUCAGGAUCCAAACGUGGAUAUGAUUAUCACCAGAUGUAAAAACAUCGGCCACGAGGGUAUCAUCGACCCGGGUCCUCUUCCUUCAGGCUACUCGUGCGUGUCAACAUCAGGAGAGGAGCAAGAGCACCCCGGGAAACCCGGCUUAUGCCGGGCAUUCAUAGAUGACGCCAAAUUUUCUUCUAUCUCAUCAACAGCGGGUGCGAGAGCCGGCAUCGCCACCUCAGUUACGCAGAACAUGCUUGUAACGGAUACUGCGCGCCCAGCAGCCUCUUCAACAACCGGUGCCAUCAGAACAGCCGAGACUCACCCACAUUCGGAAGGUCAUUCACUUUCUACUGGCGCCAGAGCCGCCAUUGGGAUCGGCUCAGCUUUGGGAAUCAUAUUCCUGAUUUGCUUGAUGAUAGUGGUCCGGAGACACAGACGCCGGAUGUCGCGCCGUCGCCGUCAUGGCUUCAAGGAGCUCUUCGGAACGACACACGGUCCCACAAACCCUCAUGGUGGCUCACCAACACCGCUCAUACCGCCAGCUUUGUCAGCGUGCAAUGACAUUGCACCUCUCAGCCCGCCCUUGAGGCUUCGUGACCGCAAACUUCUUGCUUCGGUGUUGAGGCCGGGCAAUCGGUGUCCCUCCCCGCCGCUGACCUCCCUUUCGCCGCCGCACAGUCCGAUACAGAAAACUGAAGUCUCCUUUCCUCGCUCCCCGAUUUGUUCUCCGUCGAAGGAGAGACUGUCGCCCCGGCAAGAGACGGUCAAAUUCAGGGAUGAUACAGCGCAACGAACCAUCACUCAGUCAAACGCUUCCACAAAAACAGCAAGCUUCGGCAGUACACUCACCUCUGUUUCGGCUCCGUUCGGCUCAUUCUCGAGAAAUGGAAUCAACAAACCCAGAAACCGGGACCGGGCAGGCCCAAUCACGACAUCAGCCCACACAAAAGCCCCAAGUCCAAAGCGUCCACCCCGACCCCUUGAGUGGCCUUUCGACGCGUCCACUUCAGCCUCGUCAUUGGCGAUACAGGCAGUCCCACCGGUGUCUCCUAUGGUGUCGCCCCCCGCUUCACCUAACGACUUGUAUCCAUACACGGUGUUUAAUACGCCGCCAAUUUCCCCAGUCAGCCCCAUUAGGGAUACGCAGCGUCAUGGCGUCAGAGGGCAGUCCUGCGAGGAUCUGUUCAAGCUGUCUGGGGACGAGAAGAGAGAAGCCUUGGGACGUUCGCCUAUUCGGAAGAGCGAAUCGGCUGGCGGUUCCGCUCGUGCGAUAACGGAGUAA